Messenger RNA from Phycodurus eques (leafy seadragon), 3528 nucleotides. Its product is annotated as ribosomal RNA processing protein 1 homolog B-like. The transcript has 16 exons. Bases 44 to 2482 code for a protein of 812 amino acids. The record is from RefSeq and is a predicted model, not a curated record. Gene Ontology annotation, biological process: rRNA processing. Lineage: Eukaryota; Metazoa; Chordata; Actinopteri; Syngnathiformes; Syngnathidae. Gene Ontology annotation, cellular component: preribosome, small subunit precursor; nucleus; preribosome, large subunit precursor.
ACGUGGGACUGGACACUGGAGCUCCACGUGAAUAGCUACGAAAAUGGCGGCGCUUCAAGAGCCAGAGAUUCGGUUAGCACAAAAGUUAGCGUCAAACGAGCAGCCUAUCCGAACAAAAGCGUUAAAAAGGUUGACGAAGUAUAUCAACGUCAGAUCACAGAAAACGACAGAUGGCUUUACGAGUGAAGAACUGCUCAAGCUAUGGAAAGGUCUAUUCUACUGCCUGUGGAUGCAGGACAAACCACUUUUACAGGAGGAUCUUUCUGACUCUAUUUCCGCACUGAUGCACAGCUUUCACGAUAUUAAUGGACAACUACUAUAUCUGGAUAGCUGCCUGAAGACCUUCAAAAGAGAGUGGACUGGUAUCGACAGACUGCGAAUGGACAAGUUUUUCCAGCUAGUCCGCUUCAUGUUCAGGAAAAGCUUUGAGAUGCUGAAGAGAAAAAACUGGGAGAGCAGUGCGGUUGCAAGAUUUCUGGAAGUCUUUGCGACACAGCUCCUGAACAGUGGCAAUGAUGCACCCGCUGGUCUGCAGUUCCAUAUCUUGGACCUCUACUUGACUGAGCUAGGAGCUGUGGGUGCUUCAGAGCUCACAGCUGACCAGAACCUGAUAUUUGUACAGCCAUUCUGCAAAACGGCAGCCAAAACCAAGGAUUGGACACUUUUUCGAGCCAUCUACAGCAGCAUCUUCAGCGCGAUUAUUGACCAGGCUCCCGAUGCCAUUGAAGAUUUGAUGAAGGAGCUGAAAGCCGCAGAGUCCUUUGAAGGGGAUGAGAAGAACCUCGUUAGGCAGAUUAAUGGUAGUAAAUCGUACUUGGAUGAUCAUGAUCUUAAGUCAGGAGACAACACAUCAGUUCUACAGUUUAACUAUGCAGCUCUCGCUGACGAGCUGUUCGAGAUGUCUAGUCGAAGGAGCACACCCAGCCAUAAUAGACGGAAACUCUACAAAAUCAUCAAAGUGUUCCGCAACCUCAGCAAAGGCAUCUUUCCUCACGUUCGAUGUCCCAAGGAAGUGUCUACAGAUGAGGAUGAUGAAAUCUUUGGCAGCAGAAAGAGAAUGAAGGAUGGAAGGUUUAAAGAGCAAGCAGCUAAGAAUCGAAAGAAAAAACUUAAACUCAAGCAUCGUGGUGACCCUGGUAAAGAUGAUGUGAAGCCAACAGACCUGAUUGUCAAAGACAUCAAAAAGCCAAAGAAAACUAAAAAAAGGGCACGUCGUGGUGAAUGCUUAAGUGGUGAUUUAAAUGCCAGCACAUCUUAUGUGGAGCACACUGAAGUUCCAAAUCAAAGCAAGAUUCUGCUGAAUGGUUCUGCAGAUAAGGCAGGGACAUCUGUUUCUGUCUCAGAUAAAGCCUCCAAACGCAAUUCUUGCAUAACCAACAAUGCCAAAUCAAAAAAGAAAAAAAAGAGGGCACCAUCACAGCUUAAACAAGAAGUAAGCAAGAAUAACACUGCCCAGGAGGUUGACACAACUGCAGUGAUGGCUGACUACGAGGGCACCUCAAAACUCACUAAGUUUGAAUCUCAAGUUGACAGGAGGGAAGCUUCAGCUCUCUGUGAGAUCACAUUGAAUGAACCUGAACUUCAGACCUUAAACAACGCCAAGACAAAGGCUCAAAAAGUGAAAGCCUCUGUGACGUGGUCACAGCAAAAAAUGUUAGAUUCUCCGUCAGUGUCUUGUCAUACUUCUGAUGAUGUUGGCACAUCCCCAGGACUUAAGAAUGCUACAGCCUUGACUAAUAAGAGUAAGAGGAAAAAAAAUAAAGGAGAUAAAGUAACUAUUCCAAGUCAAAGUGCUAGCAAUGAAAGUGAAUCUGCAUCUGACCUUCCCAUGGAAACUCCGCAGAAGAAGAAAAAUAAGCGAAGCUCAGUACAGGUCAAAAAGGUUGGCAGCAUCGAAAAGGAGCCUAAGGUGUUCUCUUCCUCAGAGAAGCUGAAGAAGAAGAAAAGAAAGAUACCUGUAGAGUUUGAGUUUGAGGCUGUUGAACUUGAGUCUGCCACACCAACCAAUAACAGUACACCCAGCGCAGCAGGUGGCAAGAUAAAAGAAAUGUAUGGUUCAUCUAUACCAAAAGCCAAGCCGAAGUUGAUGAAGACAUUGUCAUGUGACUUGGUCACAUUUCAGACAAAUGCCAAAGUUCCAACACCACUCUUCUUCAGGGCUGCAGGAAGCUGCAAAACUACACUCUUUGGCAACGAGAUGGGUCAAACUCCCAUGUCAGACUCCAAGAAGGUGACCUUCCAUCUAAAGAAUAAUAAAACAGCUGAGUUCAUGAAGAAUGAUCGCAGCCUGUUACUAAGCCCAGAGGGGUCCUCAAAAGUGCCCUUUGACCCAAAACAAAAACCCAAAUCUGGAGUCUUAAAGUCUUCUCCCAUCCCACUCUCCACCAACAUCAAGAAGACUCCCAAGGCUAGCAGGAAGAGGGUUUUGAGUACUCCAAAAAGCACGCCUAAAAGGCGGCCCAGUGCAGCUGACUUUUUUUGAAAUCCUACACUUAGAAUGGUGUAGAUACAAAGUAAACUGAUUUUGUCAACUUUUAAACUUGUCAUUCUGGGUGAUUUUAUCAUGACCCAUUUACAAAAUAUUGUACAGUAAUCUUCCCUGGAAUAUUUCCACACCAGACAAAUGUUAAGAUCUAACCAGAUUUUUUUUUCUCUCUCCAUUUUGUUCUGCAACAUCACAACUGGAGUCAAUCUUCUCACAUGGAUGUGCAAAUUAGGCAGGUAAAGAGCCAAUGCACUGUAAAUAUAGUAAGAGCAUAUAGGGUACACCACUGACAAAACAUUUUUAGAUUGUAAUUGGUCAACCUGAAAUGCACCAUUUGUUGGUUUGUUCUGGUCUGCUUUGAUUCUAUGUCAAUUCAGUUUCAAGUCCCCCAGGUUUUUUACUUUGUACUUUACAAAAAGAAUCCAUAUGAAACAAAAUGUUUGUGUUCGGUUGUACAGGAGCGGGAAUUUACUGAAGGUGGAUUUGAAAAUGAACUGUUAAUUCCUUCACAAAUUAAGCAGCAUGUUAAGGUUGCUGCAGUGAAAAGAUAAGCAAAUAAUCUUCAGUGAGGAAACUCAAGUUUGUCCAUGGGUUCCAGAUUUAAGUCAGUUAUUAACUAAUUAUGGUUUUAUUUACAAUUAUCACUUUCUUCAAAUACUAUGGAAAUGGCGUAAAGUACUAAAAUAAGAAAUUCUUAAAUUGUAAAUGCCAUAUUUUUUGCAAAAUUUAAAGUUGUAAGACUACACUCAAUGUACAUCUUGAUUGAUGUCAAAUCCAUUUUGGUGAUAAAAAUACAAACUGUUAUUGUUUUAAAUCUAAUUUAACAAAAGGGUACAUACCUUACAUGGGCGCAUGGCUCCAGCUAAGUACAGUAUGGAGUCCUCUAGAUCCAGAGGUGGUCAUUUUUAUUCUUACAUGACGCAUUCAGAAUUUCGACAAACAAAUGGUUGUAGCGGUCCAAAUUAAUUUGGUUUGUGUCAUUGUUCCCUGUACAACUGUAUUCUGCUCUUACAUAUGCAAGUUUGGCUCAUUGAAAUAAAAAA